Molecule: messenger RNA, 1635 nt
Organism: Mesorhabditis spiculigera
Lineage: Eukaryota; Metazoa; Nematoda; Chromadorea; Rhabditida; Rhabditidae
Source: the annotation of a GenBank genome assembly
AUGGACCCGAGCGUCGAUCCGUGCGAGGAUUUCCACGAGUUUGCCUGCGGAAGGUGGAAUCAGCGUCAAAGUGCUCAACUACUUCAGACUCGCACGUUCGAGCUGAAGCAACAGAUUCUCGACGCCCUUUAUCACCAAGACAAGUCGGAAUCUUCGGCGAUGGAGACGGCCCGGAAAUUCGUUGAUGUUUGCCAGAAUUUGGAUACCAGGCAGCUGGACAAAGACAUCCAAAACUACGCAAAGCGCCUUGGAACCGUCCCAAUCAUCGGUCAAACGCUGGAAAAUGGAAGAGAGAUGCCCAGCAUCCUCGACUCGCUCGAGUUGACGGCCCGUUAUGUCUACGAGAGAUAUACGUACCGGGGCAACAUUCGUACAAAUCACCAGCCGCUGGCCCUGAUCAUGACGUUGGAGCCGAAAUUUACGUUUUGGGGCCGUUGGAACGAUUGGCCAAGGUUUGACGACAGUCGUCCUCCAUAUAACAAUUGUCGUCAUUUUCCGCUCUCAAAAAUCUACCAAGAAGCGGACCGAUACGUGCUCCAAGAUUUCCUGUUCAUCAACUGGAUUCGCGGGCUGAAGAAUGCGAUGGACACUCGAUUCAAGUUACUUUGCCGGGAUCGGUUUGUCGCCCAUUUCUACAAAAUUGCCGACUACCUACUGAUCAAAUACCUCAGAAAUAACAAGAAUCUCUUGCCGGAAGUGAAGGCGAUGGCCGAGAAUGUGCGCCGCUUCUUCCACCAAAUCCUGGAUGUAAACACGUGGCUACACGAGAAGACCAAGGCCAAGCUCAAGCAGCAGCUCGACAACGUUGAAGCCCUGAUCGGCUACGGGUCGAACGCGCUGAACCUGACGUUCAUCGACGAGCUGUAUGAAAUGGUGACCGUGCCCCAGAAUCCGACCUCCGUCGAGUUGUUCCAGUUUGAGGAGCAGAUCACGUGGAAUAGCAUGGAUUUGGACGUUGGCGACUCGUUCGACAUUGGACGCUACACGGUGGCCCAGCUUAACGCAUGGAAUUGGCUGGGGACGGCUAUCAAAAUCCCCAUCGGCUACCUCGAGCCCCCGUUUUUCGACCCCGACUGGCCGCUCGAGUUCAACUACGGCCUCAUGGGCGCGACGAUCGGCCAUGAGUUCACGCACAGUUUUGAUGAGCAAGUCGAACUGCCAGCCGAAAACGUCGGCAACGACACGAACGAGUUUCUGGAAAAGCGCCAGUGUCUCGUCGACCAAUUUGGGGCCGUCCUCUACCCCAAUGAGCGUUUGAACAUCUCACUCAAGGGCGACGGGCUGGCACAGGUCAAAGAGACGCUGGCGGACAAUAAUGGGCAUCGUGUGGCUUGGCUGGCCUACCACGACGAGCGUCAGAAGCGCUACGGUAGAAACCCACCAAAGCUUCCCGGGCUUUUGGAGUACACCAACGAUCAAAUAUUCUUUUUGGCGAACGCUCAGAAACAGUGUGGCCGCCUUCCCGUAGUAUCUCCAGACAGCAAGUGGAUGCAGUUUGUUCAUCCGGUGACGCGUGUCCGUAUCAACGAGCGCGUCAAGAACUACGAGUUCUUUGCGACGACGUUUAAGUGCAAGCUGAACUCGACGAUGAACCCGGAGAAGAAGUGCAAGGUGUGGCGCCGUCUGCGUCGUCAC